Molecule: messenger RNA, 844 nt
Organism: Xenopus laevis (African clawed frog)
Lineage: Eukaryota; Metazoa; Chordata; Amphibia; Anura; Pipidae
Gene: c7h1orf50.L
Product: chromosome 1 open reading frame 50 L homeolog
Exons: 5
Coding region: 45-599 (184 amino acids)
Source: RefSeq, marked provisional
CGAGCGAAGCCCUUGUGUAAGAAGACUUGGGAAAGCAGUGGAAAAUGGAGAGUGCCAAGGCAACACACAUGACCACAGUGGCUCUUGUAGAAAGUAAUGCAAAUCCUAAAGGGGUCCAGUUAGUUAGCACUUAUCAAACCAAUCGCAUGGGAGACCCCUCAGACCUUGUGGAACUUGCUCAACAAGUGCAAAAGGCUGAUGAUUUUAUCAGGGCCAAUGCAUGUAACAGACUGACUGUUAUAGCAGAGCAGAUUCGUAUGCUGCAGGAACAAGCUAGAAGGGUCCUGGAGGAAGCCAAGAGAGAUGCUGAUUUGCACCAUGCAGCCUGCAAUGUUGUAAAAAAGCCAGGAAAUAUUUAUUAUCUCUACCAACGGGAAAGUGGGCAGAGAUAUUUCUCGAUUCUGUCACCAAAGGAUUGGGGCCCUAGUUGCCCACAUGAAUUUCUUGCGGCUUACAAGCUUCAGCAUGACAUGUCCUGGACACCAUAUGAGAACAUAGAAAAAAGAGAUGCAGAAAUCAGCAUUAUUGAUAAACUACUGAAUGAACAAGUGGCACUUCCAUCAUGCCACGAACCCAACUUUAGAGGAUUAACAAACUAAAAAUCUCUGACACCUGGAUUACUGAUCACCUCUGUAAUGUGAAAUUGUGGCAUUAUUUGUUUGUGAUGCAAGGAUGUCACCAACCGCUAUUUAUCAUUUCAUCAUGCCCUGAGAGUCUUUCCUUUUUAAGAGAAUUGGAUUUUAAGAACAUUUUAUUUUGCUCAGGUUUUAUAUAAACUGGGAUAUAAAACAAAACUGUCAUUUGUCAGCAGAAAGUUUCCUAUUUAAAGUGUUUUACAGAAGCA